AUGUACAAUCCCGUCGCAGUGAGCUACGCCCUCGCAUCUGCUCUCGCAAUGUCGACCUCACCACCUCACCAUCAGCCCCGAUCCUCGGAGAUCCAAUACUGCAACCCUCUACCCUAUGGCGCCGGCCCCGUCCCAUCACCCGACACAGCGGACGCCUUCCUCGCCUCCCGCGAACUCUUCACGAUCGCCAAAGCCGCUUCAACGCCCUCUGGCUACACUCAAGCCUACGCCAACCUCCACGCCUCGAGCACCGCGUCCGACUACCUUGGUUUCGUGCCGCUGGACACGUACAACACUAGCGAGUGCUCCUCUCAGUGCGACAUCCGUUCCGGAUGUGCGUCGUUCAACAUCUUCUUCGAGCGGGCGCCCCUGCAGCAUGUCGGCGACGCGUGCAAGGAUCCUGACAGCACGACGAUGAUCAAGUGCGUGCUUUGGGGCGGGAAGGUCGGAGUGAAGAAUGCGGAGAACGAAGGUUACAAAGUCGAGGACUUUGAGGUCAAGAUCGCGGGGUCGAAUGGGUACAUCAAGAUUGGGAAACCGGCUGGAGGACAGACUACUGGUGGAGGAAAGAGUGGGUGAGUGGUGAUCUUUCUCACUUGUGUACGAAGCCUUUUCCCUUUGUAUUGUCGACUUGGAAACGUAUUGGAGCUGAUGAAGGGUGCUUUAGGUCGAAGGGUGCUGAGAAUAGUGUGGCGG
Molecule: messenger RNA, 696 nt
Organism: Aaosphaeria arxii CBS 175.79
Lineage: Eukaryota; Fungi; Ascomycota; Dothideomycetes; Pleosporales
Exons: 1
Coding region: 1-579 (192 amino acids)
Source: RefSeq, a predicted model, not a curated record